Molecule: messenger RNA, 2550 nt
Organism: Phytophthora megakarya
Lineage: Eukaryota; Oomycota; Peronosporomycetes; Peronosporales; Peronosporaceae
Source: the annotation of a GenBank genome assembly
AUGCGCUACGCGCUGAUUAAGUUCAGGGUCUAUCUGCUUGGAGAGCAGACAUUCGCCGUUUACACUGAUCACGCAUCGCUGCGAACCGCGAUGAAGUCCCCCCACUUGUCCCAGCGCAUGGCUCGCUGGUUAUCGUUCUUCUCCGAGUACAACUUCGUGGUGCAUUACAAGCCUGGCAAGAACAACAUUCUCGCCGACGCGCUGUCUCGGCGUCCAGACUAUGACCCGCGCGAAGGUCUUGGGCGACUCAUGCGCGACAUGCGUCGCGUCCGGACUGAACCUACGAACGUCACCCCCGAGUUGUCACUGCGAGAAAAGAUUGCCGCCGCGUACGAAUACGACGAGCAAUAUGCCGGUAUCCUGACGCACCUUCGCUCGCCCAGCGAUGCGUCAUUGAAAGCUCUAUCGCGCUCGACUCGCGGUCAUAUCGAGCGGUAUCACCUUGACGGCUCCUUGCUGACGUAUGCCAUCGACCGAUUCGAUGGUCCUCGAGUAGUAGUGCCAAAUGACAAAGAUCUUCGCGCACGGAUCAUUCAUGAGUAUCACGACACGCCAGCUGGUGGGCAUUUGGGGCACGAAAAGACUUUCGCCGCGGUGUCGAGAGACUUCUACUGGCCUCACCAGUAUAAAUGGAUGCGCAACCCUCCCCGUCGUCGAGGGCUCCCCUGCGUCCACUCCCGUUUCCCACCGACGUCUGGCGUUUGGCGCUCGGUGUCGAUGGACUUUGUCUUCGGAUUACCACCCGAUGAGAAGGGUCGUAAUGAAGUGUUGGUCUUCGUCGACAGGGUCAGCAAGAUGGUACACUUCGUGCCCGUGUCUGCUGAGGUCACCGCGGAGGAGUCCGCGGUGCAUUUUGUCGACGCUGUCUUCCGCCACCACGGUCUUCCCGAGUCAAUUAUCUCUGAUCGCGAUCCGCGGUUCACAGCCGCCUUUUGGUCGAAACACUUCGAAUUAUUGGACAUGAAGCUGAUGAUGUCGACCGUGGGACAUCCGGAGACGGAAGGGCAAACUGAACGAGUUAACCGCGUCUUUGAAGACGUACUUCGGAGCUACGCAACCGCGUUCAAGAACGGGAGUUCAUUCUUGCCCCUGGCUGAGUUUGCUGUGAAUAACGCCGAGCAUUCCUCGACGGGCAUGACUCCUUUCUUCGCUAGCUUCGCUCGCCAUCCCCGCGUUCCAGCGAUGCUUGCCGUGGGCCAUCCCACGGAGUCCCGUGACUCCACUCUUGGUGGGGGAGAAGCUGUGGCUGCGGACACGACACCGGUCAACACGCCGGUGCCACAACGUGUAUCUCCGAGUGAAACCAUCGUGAAUGCCGUGACGCGAGCUCAGAUGAAGCAGUCUCUUACAUCACCGCGCGAGCCGGUGUCCUCACUCGCCCAAUGGACAGAACGAAUCUUGAUCGACCCCGCUCGUGUCCCUGAGACUCAUCAGCCUGUGGCUCCCCUCGCGAACUACGCGCCGAGACCCCAAGCAGUGUCAGUGGAUCACUCGGCCGUCUCCGAGUUCGUCCUGCAACGCCAGUCGAUCACUGGAUUCGUACGUGAUGCACUGCAGUGUGCAGUGGACAAGCAGAAAGAAAACGCAAACAUACAUGGACGAAAGAAUAUGGCUUCAUUCCACACGGGCGACCGUGUGUUAUUGUCGACCGAAGGUAUCCGGACUUCUGCUGUGACUAAUCUCGGUGCUAACAAACUGGCUCCGCGACUUCAUCGAGCUAUCGGCGACGCGUACACCUUGGACAUCCCGUCGUUACUGCGCCUGCACUCGACGUUCUACGUCGGGCGGCUCAAGCGCUACUACCCGGCUGAGAUUCCAGACGCCAAGAACGUUACUACGGAUGGGGGGAAUGAGCCGAGCGUCCUUCACGACGAGCUUGACGCGCCAUCGAGCCAUCGGACCCAGGAGCCCGUUGGUGCGGGCGAGCCGCAGCUUGAGCACUUCACAGUACACGCGUCUCCAAGGCGCGCAGCCUCGCCAACAGCUCACGAUUCGACUGUCGAAGUUGUUCCGUCGUCCGUUCAGCGCGCCAUGCAACCUCCUCCGCCCGCUCAUCCCCAAGCUGAGCGUCCAAGGCUCGGUUCACAGCGACGUCCACGUCAUCUUGUGCAGUCGGACCAACGGUACCCACGUGACGGUCCUCCACCGGUGAUUGACGCGGCUGGUAAUGUCCGUUGGAUUGUGGACCGUAUUGUGGAGCACCAAGAUUCCCACAGUACGCGUAAUCGUGUUCGUGGUCGCAAUUCCACCGCCCGCACGGUGCCGCAGGCGCGACGAUAUCGCGUGCGUUGGCUUGGCUUCCCUCCGGAAGAUGACACCUGGGAGACGCGCCACGACCUCCUUCGCGAUGUCCCAGAUGUUGUUCGUGACUAUGAGGCAACGCUCGCAGCGGCGAGCGACUCCUCGGGUCGGCCCGAUGUAAAUGAGAACGGGAUCGCGAAUGGCGACGAAUCGGAGAACGUGAACGAGAACGGAAACCCCUUGCACGUCCCGGAGCUGAAGGAUGAUGCCCGCGUCUCGCCGAUCGAUGGUGAGACGCGCCACGAUUAG